Molecule: messenger RNA, 1530 nt
Organism: Mya arenaria
Lineage: Eukaryota; Metazoa; Mollusca; Bivalvia; Myida; Myidae
Product: cytochrome P450 2C31-like
Exons: 6
Coding region: 1-1530 (509 amino acids)
Molecular function (GO): monooxygenase activity; iron ion binding; heme binding
Source: RefSeq, a predicted model, not a curated record
AUGUUUGUGUUAUACGCCUUCAUCCUUGUAUUGUCAGCAUACUGGAUAUUCAAAAGAUCUAAAUCUCGAGUAAAGAAAGUACCCGGACCAAAAGGUCUUCCAAUCGUAGGGAAAGGUCUGGAGUUUAAUUCAAGUAAUUUACUCCAGAAGUUUGAUGAACUGGCGAAAGAAUAUGGAGACUUUUUUCUGGUGAAUCUGUUUGGUAUCGAUCACUUGAUUUUAAACUCGGAGAAGGUUAUGAGAGAAGUUAUCACGGAUAAGCAUCUAAGAGUCUUUACAAACGACCGUGGCCCGACCUUUUGGGGCGAGUAUGGUUAUUAUGGCAGCCAGAGUGUUGCCUUUUACCCAGAAGGUUACAGCCAUGUACACAGCAAGAUGAGAAAACACAUGGUGAAAGGGUUACAUUAUUACGGAGAAGAUGGACGAGACAUUUUCGAGAGAAACGUGUUCUCUGAGCUUGGAAAUCUAACUCAGAAGAUCGAACGGAUAAGGUUGAGCGGUGAGGAGGCUGAUAUGAUGGCACUCAUUCAAAGGUCGGUGUCGAAUGUCGUCUCUAUUGCAUUAUCUGGCGAGGCGAUACCAGAAGGGGACAAAGAUGAGGACAUGUUCUGGAAAAUCAUUGACACAAAUAGCUACUUCUUAGCCAAUGCUCGAAACGCCCUUCUAACCGCCCUUCCUGUCCUCCGCUUCCUGCCCGGACCGUACAGUCGCAUGUGGCAGCGUCUUAACGACGGCAAGGCAAAAAUCAUCAAAAACUACUAUGUAUCCCAAAAGAAGACACACAUUCCUGGAAAACCACGUGGAAUCUGCGACACAUUGUUUGACGCUCAGGAGGCGGAGAAGGCGGACGGUGACGUGGUGCUGACUGAUGAACGAGUUAUAUCUAACAUAUUAGAAGUGGUCAUAGCAGGAAUCAUCACGACUUGGUCACUUCUCAGUUCCACCAUGUUCCUCCUUCUCCACCACCCGGAGUUCCAAGACCGCCUGGCCAAGGAACUGCAGGCAGUUGCGAAACAGGGCGAAGAAAUCACAAGUAGGGAUAAAGUUAAGUGCCCCCUCAUAGAAGCUCUGGAGUUAGAGACCCACCGUUUGCUGCUCGUUAACCCUACACUAGUAGCCCGAUUGUCCAGUAAGGAUGUAAAAUAUAAAGGGUAUACCAUAAAGGAAGGAACAAUUAUAAUUUCGAACGUGUGGAAACUUCAUCAUGACGAAAAGCUUUGGGGAGAUCCCUGGAAAUUUCGACCGGAACGUUUCUUGGACGAGAAUGGUCAACUGGUAUCCCGUGACCACCCGUAUAGAACAAGUUGGAUGCCAUUCGGAAUUGGCAAGCGCUCUUGUCCAGGGGAACCGUUUGCUCGCGCUCGCUAUUUCCUGUUCGUGGCCACCCUGCUACGCAACUGGAGAUUCUGUCCUUCCAAGGACCAGCCACUGCGGGACUAUGAUCCUCGACACCUGGAGAAUUUCGACCUUGAAUUCUCAAUCCGGCCCAAACCUUACCUGUGUCGCAUUGAGAAAAGAGAAUGGAAUUAA